GUUAUUUAAAUUUUAUGAAUCAGAAAAUUGUGAUGAGAAAUGAAGAUCGUGAAGUUGAAGGUCAUGCAACUGAAUAAGUAUCUGUUUCUAUUCAUAUCUAGCCUGUUGAAAUAUAAUAAGACACUAUCAAAUUAAAUGAAGCUCACAUUGACUUAAUUGUCAAAGAAUUCGAUGUUGAUAGAUUUUAAGCCACAAGAUGGUUAAAAAAAAAUGAAGGAGAUUUAUAAAAGACUAUUAAGUGGGUUAUUAACAAUUGAAUUUUAGAUUUUAUAUAUUAAAAGUCCAUCUUAUCUAUUACCUAUG
Messenger RNA from Paramecium sonneborni, 303 nucleotides. The record is from the annotation of a GenBank genome assembly. NCBI's taxonomy places the organism in Eukaryota, Ciliophora, Oligohymenophorea, Peniculida, Parameciidae.